AUGGAGUCACUUAUACUGCCCAGUGGCUCGACAGCGGUCGAUGUCAGUGUUAUUAACACCACACGCAUGACUAUCCCUGCCCACCACCCCCUGGCGCCCCCUGAUGGACUCUACUCUCUGACUCUGGACAUGCCUUCAUACUCGUUUGUUAUUGCGCAUCCGUCCGGCCGUAAAAUGCUCUUUGAUCUUGGUCUGCGCAAGGACUGGUGCAACCUGCCCCCAGCCACGCUUGGGUUCCUUGAACAAGUAGGAUGGCAAGUGGAGGCCGCGAAAAACGUCAGCGAAGUGUUGCAAGAAGGAGGUACAUCUUUGUCCGAUAUCGAGGCCGUCAUUUGGAGUCAUCAUCACUUUGACCAUGUCGGCGAUAUGACUGCCUUUCCUCUGAGUACGAAGCUCGUUGUCGGACCAGGGUUCAAGAAGCACUACGCACACGCCUUUCCAAGCAACCCGGAGUCGUCGCUUUGGGAGACCGCAUGGAAUGACCGGGAACUGCAGGAGGUCUCUUUUGAUUCUUCGUCUCUGGACGUAGGUCCGUUUAAAGCCCUCGAUUACUUUGGCGAUGGCAGCUUCUACUUAUUGGAUUCGCCGGGCCACACAGUCGGCCACCUUGCUGCCCUUGCUCACGUCACUGUUGAUGGACAGUGGUCUUCUAACAGCUUCGUUUUGAUGGCCGGCGAUACAUGCCAUUUCAUCGGACAAUUCCGACCGACCGUAUAUCGACCGCUAUCAGCGGAACAGAUACCAGAGUGUCUUCAACAGCCCCUCUGCCCUGGAACCAUUAUGGAGCGGCUACUAGCAUGUCCAUCGCAACCGCUAUUCGGAAUGCCGGAGAUGAAUGCGGUGGACAUAUCUCAGGCUUAUGAUUCGAUUGAGAAACUGCAAGUCCUUGAUUCAGCUGACAAUGUGUGGGUGAUUGUCGCGCAUGACCAGGCGUUGCUCGAUCAGAUCGAGUUCUAUCCAGCAACAAUCAAUGACUGGCAGAAGAGAGAAUACGCAGAGAAGACACGCUGGAGAUUUUGGAACACUCUAAAGCCUCAUGGACAGGGACACUGA
This is a messenger RNA of Aspergillus puulaauensis, 1053 nucleotides long. RefSeq names its product MBL fold metallo-hydrolase. Bases 1 to 1053 code for a protein of 350 amino acids. The record is from RefSeq and is a predicted model, not a curated record. The transcript is spliced from 2 exons. NCBI's taxonomy places the organism in Eukaryota, Fungi, Ascomycota, Eurotiomycetes, Eurotiales, Aspergillaceae.